Messenger RNA from Lycium ferocissimum, 1196 nucleotides. RefSeq lists its product as uncharacterized. Gene Ontology annotation, biological process: transcription by RNA polymerase III. Gene Ontology annotation, molecular function: DNA binding. Bases 143 to 1012 code for a protein of 289 amino acids. Gene Ontology annotation, cellular component: RNA polymerase III complex. The transcript has 11 exons. NCBI's taxonomy places the organism in Eukaryota, Viridiplantae, Streptophyta, Magnoliopsida, Solanales, Solanaceae. The record is from RefSeq and is a predicted model, not a curated record.
AUGAGAAACAACACCUUACGUUUAAAAUCCCCCUUAAACCCUACUCACUCUUGGCCGUUCUACAAAACCCUCUCUCACAUUAACCUCUCAAGCUUUUCCUCUUUCUUCCUUCAUCUAUCAAACUGGUGAGCAUUAAUCUUUCAUGGAUUCAGAUUCUUUGGCUGCUCCUAAUACAACUAAAGCACCUAGAAAGGUGAGAUUUGCACCCAAAGGUCCUCCUCGUAGAGCGCAGAAAACCGUUCUGCCUAAACCAGAAAAUAUUGAAGCUGAUGUUGAUGCUGCUAAAGCGGAGGAAUUGAUGCAGCGGUUCAAUGAAGCUUCUAUGAAAGUUAAAUCUAAAGCUGAAAAGAAAGGACCUACUCAAGUUGCAUUUGGUUACGGAGGUUCAUAUUCAUUGAAAUCGUAUGGCCCUCUCAAGGGUCAUAAGGCUGCCGGCUCAAUGUCCGAUGGUGGUAUCGGUGGGCAGCGAGUACAGAAAGAAUACACCGAGCCAUGGGAUUAUUAUACCAACUAUCCUGUAACUCUUCCCGUGAGGCGGCCCUAUUCAGGAAAUCCAGAACUUCUUGACGAGGAAGAAUUUGGGGAAGCCUCACGUAGCUUGACUUACGAUGAGAAUUCCGUAAAACCUGCGAUGGCGCUUGGUCUAAUGGAGGAGAAUCUGGAGGAAAAGAUGUUCUUCGUUCAACUACCACCAACCAUGCCAAUGUUGAAGCAAUCGGUUAAAACAGAAGGCAGUGAGACGGCGACCAGUUCAAAGUCUUCAAAGGCUAAGGCCUGUAGUUUAAAUGAGUUACCUGGGGGCUUCAUGGGUAAAAUGUUAGUGUACAAGAGUGGUGCUAUUAAGCUGAAGCUUGGUGAAACCCUUUAUAAUGUUUCUCCAGGUAUGGAUUGCUCAUUUGCCCAGGAUGUCGUCGCAGUUAAUACAGAAGAGAAGUAUUGUUCUAACAUUGGGGAGCUAACUAAGCGUCUCAUUAUAACACCGGAUGUGGACUCAAUCUUGGAUUCUAUCUGAUUAUGUUGGUUUACUUGCUAUUUAUUAUGCUUUAGUUAUACAUAGAGCAAUUGGCUUUUCUUAUUUGAAGUUAACACAGCUUUCUGUCCCACAUAUGCACUUAGUUGGGCCUUUUCAAUGAUGAACAAUUAGCUCAAAUUAAUGAAAAUUCUUUAUUCUUUCACAAGACUGUUUUGAGGUUUUA